Scophthalmus maximus (turbot) is the source of this 3152-nucleotide messenger RNA. It is a transcript of the gene prpf39, whose product is annotated as PRP39 pre-mRNA processing factor 39 homolog (yeast). Lineage: Eukaryota; Metazoa; Chordata; Actinopteri; Pleuronectiformes; Scophthalmidae. The transcript has 15 exons. The record is from RefSeq and is a predicted model, not a curated record. Bases 259 to 2589 code for a protein of 776 amino acids. Gene Ontology annotation, biological process: mRNA 5'-splice site recognition; RNA processing. Gene Ontology annotation, cellular component: commitment complex; U1 snRNP; U2-type prespliceosome. Gene Ontology annotation, molecular function: protein binding.
UGCGUAGCUUGUAAACUUAAAGUCGAUGCUCGAUGUUGAUAAUACGGGCGUCUGCAACUAACAUAUGUCACCUGUCGUAAUAUACACGUACAGCUGAACGGACAAAUAUGAAGUGACAAACUGGAAACUGAAAUCGGAUGGCAGUUUUUUUUCUUCGAGGAAUUUAAACACGUUGCUUUCACACACAAGUUCUGGGAAAUUCUAGAGUGCAGUCGCUGGAUACUCGGCCUGCACCUCUCAAAAGACACCAUUACUGGAAUGCUGGACACUGAGUCCAGUGCCAUGGAGAGCAACGGCGAUGCUUUUCUUCCUGAAUUUCCUGUUCUAGGCCAAACCGCUGACUGGUCCCUGGACCAGGUUGCUCCAGAGCCUCUCACCAACAUCUUGCCCGAGGACUCUGAUGCGUCCCAGGACAGUGAGGGGCAACAGCAGCAACCACCUCAUGAGAUGAAUUCCACAGAGCUGGGAUCUGUGGAGAAGGCUGUUGAGCAGUUUCAGAUUGCCAGCGCUCAGCUUUUCCAAGAGGAGCAGCCACCACAGCCCACAGAAGAAGCAGAACAGCCAUCAGAAGACAAAGGACAGUCUGCGAACUCUGAGGAACCCAGCCAGGACAUGAGUGUAGAGCCAAGUGCUACAGAACAAGAUGGCAGUCAAGAUGGGACUGAAGCACCACAGGUUACAGAGGAUGGCAUGGAGCUGGAGGAACCAUCCAAAGAGGCAACAGAAGAAUUGACUACAGAGCCCACCGAGUCAGAGCUGCCCAAUGAGUUUGACAAACUCUUCAAAGGCUGUGAGGAGAACCCAGAAGACUUCAAUGGUUGGGUCUACCUGCUGCAGUAUGUGGAGCAAGAGAAUGUCCUUGCAGCUGUGCAAAAGGCAUUUGAUGUCUUCUUCCUUCGCUAUCCAUACUGCUACGGCUACUGGAAGAAGUAUGCUGAUAUAGAGAAAAAGCACGGCAACGUACAGGUUGCAGAAGAGGUGUACAGAAGAGGUUUGCAGGCCAUCCCUCUCAGUGUGGACCUGUGGCUGCACUACCUGACCUACAUCAAAGAGAACUCAGACCCUAGUGACCCAGACACUGAGGGGCACAUUAGAGCAGCUUAUGAACAGUCGGUUCUUGCGGCAGGCACAGACUUUCGCUCAGACCGUCUGUGGGAGUCUUUCAUCAACUGGGAGACUGAGCAGCAGCAGCUGGCAAACGUCACCGCCAUCUAUGAUCGCGUCUUGGGCAUCCCAACCCAGCUAUACUCUCAGCACUUUCAGAGGUUCAGAGAUCAUGUGCAGAACAACAACCCCAAACACUUCCUGUCAGAGAAGGAGUUCGUGGAGCUGAGGCUCGAGCUCUCUAAAGCAAGCCUUCUAGCGAUGAUCAGCAACGAUGGAGAUACACCUGCUGCUGACGAGGAGAUUCCACCUGGGGUAGAGGAUCUUACGGAUCCUGCCAAGAGAGUGACGGAGAUCGAGAAUAUGCGCCACAAAGUGAUCGAGGUUCGGCAGGAAGUAUUCAACCACAAUGAACACGAAGUCAGCAAGCGCUGGGCCUUUGAGGAAGGGAUUAAGAGACCAUACUUCCAUGUCAAAGCCUUAGAGAAGACCCAGCUGAACAACUGGAAGGAGUACCUGGACUUUGAGAUUGAAAAUGGGACUCCAGAGCGCGUGGUCGUUCUGUUUGAACGAUGCCUCAUUGCCUGUGCUCUCUACGAAGAGUUCUGGACCAAGUAUGCAAAAUAUCUAGAGAGCUACAGCAGUGAAUGUGUGCGACAUGUCUACAAGAAGGCGUGUACCAUCCAUCUGCCCAAGAAACCAGCCUUCCACCUGCUGUGGGCCGCCUUUGAGGAGCAGCAAGGCAACGUAGAGGAGGCUCGUGACAUCCUGAAGUCCCUGGAGUUGGCAGUCCCAGGUCUGGCAAUGGUGCGCCUUCGGAGGGUCAGUCUGGAGCGUCGCCAUGGUAAUUUGGAUGAAGCAGAGGUGCUGUUAAGGGAAGCCAUGGAUUCUGCGGUGAAUGUUACGGAGACAUCCUUCUAUGCUGUGAAGCUGGCGAGGCAGCUGAUGAAGGUGCAGAGAAGUCAGAGCAAAGCCAGGAAGGUGCUGCUGGAUGCUAUUGAAAAAGACCAGACGAGUCCAAAGCUGUAUCUAAACCUGCUUGAGCUGGAAUACAGUGGGGAUGUGACGCAGAACGAGGCGGAGAUCUUGGCUUGUUUUGACAGAGCCCUGAAUAGCCAGAUGCCCCUUGAAUCCCGCCUCCUCUUCUCCCAGCGCAAGGUCGAGUUCCUUGAGGACUUUGGCAGCGACAUCAAUGUGCUUGUUGCUGCAUAUGAUGAACAGCAGAAACUUCAGAAAGAAAGCGAACCAACAAAGAGGAAAGCUGAGAACGGGUAUGACAGUUCUCAAGAACCUGAUGCCAAGAGACAGCGAGUGGAUGACAGUUCCGCGGGUGACGCAAACGCAGCGACAGACAUGCAGGCAAACAAUUCUGCAUAUAACUACAACAACUGGUAUCAGCAAUACCCGGGUUGGGGACAAAACUCCUGGGGGCAGUAUAACCAAUAUGCCCAGUAUAACCAAUACUACCCUCCUCCUCCUACAUGAUGGAUAAAAGCUGACGUGAAAAUGGAGACUCAGAGGAAAUCAUCCUUUUUGACCUGCCUACAUCUCUGAACAGGGCUUCUUUAACUGGAUGUCAUGGAUGUUUCAAUCAACCACAGACUACAGAAGCUAAUUUGAUCCUUCUUUCUGGUUUAGUGUGUGCUUAUCAGUUAAAUUACACUGUGUAGCUAUUGUUUGGAGUAUAAUAGACUUGGCCCUCCAUGACCGUCAUGUUGACCAGAAAUAAUAUUAAUUACUACUUUCAUCACCUCCAACACUGGCUUUUUUGGGUUCCUAAUGCAUGUUAUUUGUGGCAGAAAUAUUUUCCCAUGUCAAAGGCUUUUUAAUUUUUUUAGAUUGGGAUGACGUAGCUUGGUCUCUUUGUGUUGACGAUUUAAACCUGUAAAGCAGGCAUUCUUGGAUGUACCUCUGAGUCGUGUUCCUCUUUCCCAAAGUGAAAGAUUUUUAAUAUUUCAUGGUUAAGUUUCCAUAAAAAGAAAUGAAGAGUUCCUUGUUUUGUUUUUUAUUUUGACUUGAUUUCCUAAUAAAGAGAACAAUAUCCUAAA